CACGCAUAGGGCCAGAUUCGAAUGGCGCGAGAAGCUGAACGCGUGUCGCCUAUUUGGGGGCAGAGAGGGAGAGAGUAGAGAGAGCGAGAGACAGAGAGAGAGAGAGAGAGAAGGCAAGCUGUCUUUCCAUUUCCACCCUUUUCGUGCUCUUUUCUCCUCAUCAUCAUCAUUCAACUCAUACGUUAGGAAAAGUCGUUACUCUUUGUAUUCUCCUCUUCUGUCGUUAACUACACACACACCCACGAGCAUCUCUUCUUCGCCCCAGCGCAUUACUUCUUCAUCGCGACAUCGAAACUUCGAACCAACACUCCUUCCACCAGCACAGCAACCAUGCAGUUCAAGCUCCUCGCCCUUUCCGCCAUGGCGGCCAUCGCCCAGGCGCAAUCCGCCAGCUCCUCCAUUAACCUGUACGUCACCAACAUCCUCCACCACCAGUCCCCCAUCCGCAAGACUAACAACAUUGUUCACAGCAUCUCCGUCCUCUCCGUCCUCCAAACCGCCCUCCCCUCCACCCUCGUCCAAGAAGCCCUGACCAACUCCGCGGCCGUGAGCUCGCAAAUCGCCUCGCAAUUCAGCGCGGGCCAAACACCAACCUGGUUCACCGCCCUCCCAUCCGACAUCCAAACCUUCCUCGUCCCCCUCGCCACCAGCCCGGGCGCGCUGAGCUCCGUCGCCGCCAACGUCACUUCGCGCGCCAACAUCUCCUCCGCCGCCGCCCCGACCGGUAUCAUUGCCGGAGGCGGCCCGGGCGGAAGCAUCAGCCGCAACAUCUCCUCCAUCGUCUCGGCCCAAAGCAGCAUCUUCUCCUCCAUCCGCUCGGCGAACGGCUCGGCCAUUGUCGCCGGUUCCUCGGCCGGCGCGUCCGCCUCGCGCAUCUCCUCCGCUUCCGCCGGUGCAUCCGGUGCCGCGGCGGGUGCAUCGUCCGCUUCUCGCUCCGGCUCGGCCGCCGCCGCUGGUUCCGCCUCGGGCUCCGCGACCGGUUCCGCCGCCGCCGCCACUUCCAGCCGUGCCGCGAGCGCCACUUCCUCCGCUGGCGCCGUGCCGACUGCCGUCGUGGGGAUGGGUUUGGCGGGUGUGGUUGGGCUGGUUGGCAUUUUCGCUUUGUAAGAAGGGCUUGGAAAUCUACCGCGAAUUUAGAGGGGGUUUUGGAUAGCUGCACGUGUUAGCUUUGAUUGAAAAGAAAACCAGGGCGUUUAGCAUUGUCACGGAGGACGAUGUGGCUCGCCAUGCUAUGUGUGGGCGGGCUGAAAAGAUACUUGCUGCAAUGUACAUAGUCCCGCCAUUCACAACAAGCUACGUGCUAGCUUAUUCUCGUACAGUCAGUGAGACGUCUCCGCAUAAACUACAACCCAACGGGUUCGGGCGAGGCGA
Molecule: messenger RNA, 1371 nt
Organism: Baudoinia panamericana UAMH 10762
Lineage: Eukaryota; Fungi; Ascomycota; Dothideomycetes; Mycosphaerellales; Teratosphaeriaceae
Exons: 1
Coding region: 331-1107 (258 amino acids)
Source: RefSeq, a predicted model, not a curated record